AUGAAGUUCGCACUCCUUCUCGCUUUCACCGUGGCCGUCGCUGCCUUGACUCAAGACCAAGUUGUCCCAGCCAAAGUCGCUUGCGGCGAUGAGGCCCCAUACGACGGUUUCGAAAUCCUCGGGGGCAAGGAAGCCAAACGCGGCGAGCACCGUUAUGUGACUGGGUUCAAGAAGUCGCCCGAUGGUGACACCGUGUGCGGCGGCAGUCUGAUCGCCCCCAAUGUUGUUUUGACAGCGGCUCAUUGUUUGAAAGGUUUUCUACCUUAUGCGGUCGUGGGUACGCACUUUUUAACCGGUUAUAAGGACGGGGAACUGGCCACUGUCAUCGAGGAAAUCAAACACCCCAAUCCUAGCGUUGACGUGGGCAUCGCAAUCUUGAACCGCAACAUCACGAACAUCGAACCUGUGAAGCUAUUGUUUGAGAAAGUUCCGUCGGGGGUGUACACUUGGGCACGCGGCUGGGGACAAGUCAGGCAUUAUGGCCCCCAAUCGUCAGUGCUCAUGGAGGUCAUCCUCGAGACCUGGAGUAACGACAAGGCCUCGGACGCGUUCGGGACCACCGGUAAGACAGUGACCGAUACGAUGUUGGCUGCUGGAGGGGUGGAAGGAGAAGACAUGUGUGACAACGACUCGGGGGGACCGUUGACCACCGAAGUAAGCGCUGGCGUGCGCUUGGUGGGCGUGGCCAGCUGGGGCCGUGGCUGUGGUCGACACGGCAAGCCAGGUGUGUACGAACGCGUCAGCGCUUCUCGUGACUUCAUUGAACCGUACUUGCCGAAGUAA
This is a messenger RNA of Aphanomyces astaci, 783 nucleotides long. RefSeq lists its product as hypothetical. Gene Ontology annotation, biological process: proteolysis. NCBI's taxonomy places the organism in Eukaryota, Oomycota, Saprolegniomycetes, Saprolegniales, Verrucalvaceae. The transcript has a single exon. Gene Ontology annotation, molecular function: serine-type endopeptidase activity. The record is from RefSeq and is a predicted model, not a curated record. Bases 1 to 783 code for a protein of 260 amino acids.